UCCGGGUACCCGGAGCGUAAUCUCCGCGCUCCAGGAAGUGGCCCGGCGGCGGCGCGCCCGGCUCGGGCAGUGCUCGCUCCUACUUGGGGCGCUGCUAAGGCGCCCGAGCCUGGGCGUCGCCAUGACCAGCGAGCUGGAUAUCUUCGUGGGAAACACGACCCUCAUUGACGAGGAUGUGUAUCGCCUUUGGCUAGAUGGCUACUCGGUGAGUGAUGCGGUGGCCUUGCGGGUGCGCUCUGGGAUCCUGGAGCAGACAGGCGCCACCGCGGCGGUGCUGCAGAGCGACACCAUGGACCACUACCGCACCUUCCACAUGCUUGAGCGCCUCUUACACGCGCCGCCCAAGCUUCUCCACCAGCUCAUCUUCCAGAUCCCGCCCUCCCGGCAGGCGCUGCUCAUCGAAAGGUACUAUACCUUUGACGAGGCCUUUGUGCGGGAGGUACUGGGCAAGAAGCUGUCUAAAGGCACCAAGAAAGAUCUGGAUGACAUCAGCACCAAAACAGGCAUCACCCUCAAGAGCUGUCGAAGACAGUUCGACAACUUUAAGCGAGUUUUCAAAGUGGUGGAGGAAAUGCGUGGCUCCCUGGUUGACAACAUCCAGCAACACUUCCUCCUCUCUGAUCGACUGGCCAGGGACUACGCAGCCAUUGUCUUCUUUGCCAAUAACCGCUUUGAGACUGGGAAAAAGAAACUACAGUAUCUGAGCUUCGGCGACUUCGCCUUCUGUGCUGAACUUAUGAUCUGGAAUUGGACUCAGGGAGCCAUCGACUCCCAGGUAGAUGACAUGUUUAUGGACCUAGACAAGGAGUUUCUUCAGGACUUGAAAGAGCUCAAGGUGCUAGUGGCCGACAAGGACCUUCUGGACCUGCAUAAGAGCCUUGUGUGCACCGCCCUCAGGGGAAAGCUUGGCGUCUUCUCUGAAAUGGAAGCCAACUUCAAGAACCUGUCCCGGGGGCUGGUGAACGUGGCUGCCAAGCUGACCCACAAUAAGGAUGUUCGAGAUCUGUUUGUGGACCUGGUGGAGAAGUUUGUGGAACCCUGCCGCUCUGACCACUGGCCACUGAGUGAUGUUCGACUCUUCCUGUGUCAGUAUUCGGGGUCCGUCCACUCCUUAGAUGGCUUCAGGUACCAGGCCCUCUGGGACCGCUACAUGGGCACCCUCCGCGGCUGCCUCUUGCGCCUAUACCACGACUGAGGCCCCUCCCUUCACCAGCUCCCCCAGUGACAAUAAAGCUGCCAUGAGUUUGGA
Molecule: messenger RNA, 1249 nt
Organism: Chrysochloris asiatica (Cape golden mole)
Lineage: Eukaryota; Metazoa; Chordata; Mammalia; Afrosoricida; Chrysochloridae
Gene: FIBP
Product: fibroblast growth factor (acidic) intracellular binding protein
Exons: 10
Coding region: 122-1195 (357 amino acids)
Biological process (GO): platelet aggregation
Cellular component (GO): nucleus
Molecular function (GO): fibroblast growth factor binding
Source: RefSeq, a predicted model, not a curated record